Messenger RNA from Pipistrellus nathusii (Nathusius's pipistrelle), 2997 nucleotides. Lineage: Eukaryota; Metazoa; Chordata; Mammalia; Chiroptera; Vespertilionidae. The record is from the annotation of a GenBank genome assembly.
AUGUCUGGGAGCCCUCCCUUGACAGCCCGAGCCGAGGUGAGGAUCGAGCUGCGCGGGCGGCGGGAGUCCUUGCAGGAGGCAUCACCCAGGCUGGCAGAUGAUGGUGACAGCAGCGGGAGUGACUGGGAAGUGAAACGGAGCCAGCGGCUGAGAAGGGGCUCCAGCAGCCCCCGAAGGUCCUAUCAGGACAUGGAGUAUGAAAGACGGGGUGGUCGUGGGGACAGGACUGGCCGCUACGGAGCCGCCGACCGCUCCCAGGACGACGGCGGGGAGAACCGCAGCCGGGACCAUGACUACCGGGACAUGGACUACCGCUCGUACCCCCGCGAGUACGGCAGCCAGGAGGGCAAGCACGACUAUGACGACUCCUCCGAGGAGCAGAGUGCCGAGGAUUCCUACGAGGCCUCCCCGGGCUCCGAGACUCAGCGUAGGCGGCGGCGGCGGCACAGGCACAGCCCCACCGGCCCGCCGGGCUUCCCCCGAGACGGCGACUAUCGGGACCAGGACUAUCGCACGGAGCCAGGGGAGGAUGAGGAGGAGGAUGAGGAGGAGGAGGAGGAGGAGGAGGAGGAGGAGAAGGCCAGUAACAUCGUCAUGCUGAGGAUGCUGCCACAGGCAGCCACUGAGGAUGACAUCCGCAGCCAGCUGCAGACCCACGGCAUCCAGGCGCGCGAGGUCCGGCUGAUGAGAAACAAAUCCUCAGGUCAGAGCCGGGGCUUCGCCUUCGUCGAGUUUAGUCACUUGCAGGACGCUACACGAUGGAUGGAAGCCAAUCAGCACUCACUGAGCAUCCUGGGCCAGAAGGUGUCCAUGCACUACAGCGACCCCAAGCCCAAGAUCAAUGAGGACUGGCUGUGCAACAAGUGUGGCGUCCAGAACUUCAAACGCCGGGAGAAGUGCUUCAAAUGCGGUGUGCCCAAGUCAGAGGCCGAGCAGAAGCUGCCCCUGGGUGCCAGGCUGGAUCAGCAGACGCUGCCGCUGGGUGGCCGGGAGCUGAGCCAGGGCCUGCUCCCCUUGCCGCAGCCCUACCAGGCGCAGGGCGUGCUGGCCUCCCAGUCCCUGUCCCAGGGCUCCGAGCCAAGCUCCGAGAACGCCAAUGACACCAUCAUUUUGCGCAACCUGAACCCGCACAGCACCAUGGACUCCAUCCUGGGGGCCCUGGCACCCUACGCGGUGCUCUCCUCCUCCAACGUUCGCGUCAUCAAGGACAAGCAGACGCAGCUGAACCGCGGCUUCGCCUUCAUCCAGCUCUCCACCAUCGUGGAGGCAGCUCAGCUGCUGCAGAUCCUGCAGGCCCUGCACCCACCGCUCACCAUCGAUGGCAAGACCAUCAACGUUGAGUUUGCAAAGGGUUCUAAGAGGGACAUGGCCUCCAACGAAGGCAGCCGCAUCAAUGCUGCCUCUGUGGCCAGCACUGCCAUUGCUGCAGCCCAGUGGGCCAUCUCACAGGCCUCCCAGGGUGGGGAGGGUGCCUGGGCCACCCCCGAGGACUCAUCGGUGGACUACAGCUACUAUCAACAGGACGAGGGCUACGGCGGCAGCCAGGGCACAGAUUCCUCCCUCUAUGCCCAUGGCUACCUCAAGGGCGCCAAGGGCCCUGGCAUGACUGGAAGCAAAGGGGACGCAGCCGGAGCAGGUGCCGAGGCCUCCCUGGAGCCUGGAGCAGACUCCGUGUCGCUGCAGGCUUUCCCACGCGCCCCUGCUGGUGCCACCCCGGGCAUGUACCAGCAGUCGGCAGCUGAGGCCAGCAGCAGCCAGAGCGCUGCUGCCAACAGCCAGUCCUACACCAUCAUGUCGCCCGCUGUGCUCAAGUCAGAGCUCCAGAGCCCCACGCACGCCAGCUCUGCCCUGCCGCCAGCCACCAGCCCCACCGCCCAGGAGUCCUACAGCCAGUACCCCGUUCCCGACGUGUCCACCUACCAGUACGACGAGACCUCCGGCUACUACUACGACCCUCAGACUGGCCUCUACUACGACCCCAACUCCCAAUAUUACUACAACGCUCAGAGCCAGCAGUACCUGUACUGGGACGGGGAGCGGCGGACCUACGUGCCCGCCCUGGAGCAGUCCACCGACGGCCAUAAGGAGACAGGGGCGCCCUCCAAGGAGGGCAAAGAGAAGAAGGAGAAGCACAAGACCAAGACGGCUCAGCAGAUCGCCAAGGACAUGGAGCGCUGGGCCCGCAGCCUCAACAAGCAGAAGGAGAACUUCAAAAACAGCUUCCAGCCCAUCAGCUCCCUGCGGGACGACGAGCGGCGGGAGUCAGCCACCGCAGACGCGGGCUACGCCAUCCUGGAGAAGAAGGGAGCACUCGCCGAGAGGCAGCACACCAGCAUGGACCUCCCGAAGCUGGCCAGCGACGACCGCCCAAGCCCACCCCGAGGCUUGGUGGCAGCCUACAGCGGGGAGAGUGAUAGCGAGGAGGAGCAGGAGCGCGGGGGCCCGGAGCGGGAGGAGAAGCUCACGGACUGGCAGAAACUGGCCUGCCUGCUCUGCCGGCGCCAGUUCCCCAGCAAGGAGGCGCUCAUCCGGCACCAGCAGCUCUCUGGGCUCCACAAGCAAAACCUUGAGAUCCACCGGCGGGCGCACCUGUCAGAAAAUGAACUAGAAGCACUUGAGAAGAAUGACAUGGAGCAAAUGAAGUACCGGGACCGGGCAGCCGAGCGCAGAGAGAAAUACGGCAUCCCGGAGCCGCCAGAGCCCAAGAGGAGGAAGUAUGGUGGCAUGUCUGCCGCCUCCGUAGACUUUGAGCAGCCCACGCGGGACGGUCUGGGCAGUGACAACAUCGGCAGCCGCAUGCUCCAGGCCAUGGGCUGGAAAGAGGGCAGUGGCCUGGGUCGCAAGAAGCAGGGCAUCGUGACACCCAUCGAGGCCCAGACACGGGUGCGGGGCUCCGGUCUGGGUGCCCGAGGCAGCUCCUACGGGGUCACCUCCACGGAGUCCUACAAGGAGACAUUGCACAAGACAAUGGUGACCCGCUUUAACGAGGCCCAGUGA